AAUUUCCAGUUUUGGAAAAUUCUGUUUUUCUCUCAAGUUUAUCUGUUUGUUUCUCUGGGAAGUGUUAUUUCUGGAUUUUUCUGCAUUCGAUCCUGGGAUUCUUACAGCCAGCUUAAUUAUGUCCUGGACAUGGACCUUGCUGGCACUAGUUUUGGCUCUUUUCUUCUUCCUGCAAGCAUUGAAAUGGAGAAGAUCAAGUACAAAGAGUCAUAGGUUACCUCCUGGUCCAAGAGGGUUCCCGAUUUUCGGAAGCCUUCAUUUGUUAGGGAAGUUUACUCACAAAGAUUUUCAUCAACUUUCCAAAAAAUAUGGCUGUAUCAUCUUCUUACGUUUAGGCUUGAGUCCAACUGUUGUAGUCUCAUCACCUCACGCUGCUGAGCAGUUUCUGAAGACUCAUGACCUUGUUUUUGCCAGCAGGCCUCCUGUCGAAGCUUUAAAGUACAUAUGUUAUGGGCAAAAUAAUCUCUCUUUUAGUCCCUAUGGAUCAUAUUGGCGAACCGUUCGCAAGAUUUGCACCCUGGAACUUCUUAGCCACUCUAGGAUUGGUGCUUUCGGGACCAUGAGAAAGCAAGAACUCGAUCUCUUGAUAGGCUACAUAAAAGAGGCUGCUGCUGCUAGAGAUGCUAUCGAUCUAAGUGCCAAGGUCUCAUCUCUCAAUGCAUACAUGACUUGUCUAAUGGUGUUUGGGAAGAAAUAUAUGGAUGAAGAGUUUGGUGGUGGAGGGUUCGAAACUGUGAUCAAAGAGGCCACAACAUUGGCAGCCAAGCCCAACUUGAAUGAUUACAUUCCGCAUAUUGCUUCACUUGAUCUCCAGAGGCUGACAAAGCGCAUGAAGGCUGUUUCCAAGGUGUUCGAUGACUUCUUAGAAAAUAUUAUUGAUGAGCAUGUUCAAUGCAAGGAUGAAAAUAGAAACAAGGACUUUGUUGAUGUCAUGUUGAGCUUCUUGGGAUCAGAAGAAACCGAACACAAAAUUGAGGGACACCACAUUAAAGCCAUACUCGUGGAUAUGCUUGUAGCUGCAACUGACACUUCAGGAAGCACUAUCGAGUGGACGCUUUCGGAACUCAUCAAGCGUCCUGAGAUUAUGAAGAAAGUGCAAAAAGAGUUGGAAAAUGUUGUGGGACUUGACAGGAUGGUUGAAGAAUCAGAUUUGGAUAACCUGGAAUACUUAGACAUGGUUGUGAAAGAAACCUUGAGGCUCAAUCCUGUAAUUCCUUUGUUACUCCCUCAUGAAUCCGUGGAAGAUUGCACGGUAAACGGCUUCCACAUACCCAAAAAAUCACGCAUUUUUAUAAACGUAUGGGCAAUUGGAAGAGAUCCUGAAGCUUGGACUGAUCCUGAGAAGUUUUUCCCAGAAAGGUUUGUUGGGAAUAAAAUCCAUCUUCGUGGCUGCGACUUUCAGCUUCUCCCAUUCGGUGCUGGCCGCAGAGGCUGCGCUGGAAUGCAAUUGGCACUCACUGUGGUGAGGCAAGUGGUAGCACAACUUGUGCAUUGCUUUGAUUGGGAUCUUCCAAAUGGGAUGCUGCCGAGUGAAUUGGAAAUGAGUGAGGAGUUUGGUCUUGUGACUCCUAGAGCCAAGCAUCUCUUGGCUAUUCCUACUUAUCGUCUUAAGAAAUGAUAAUGUGGCUAGAGCCUCUGGAGAGGAGUAGAAUUAUAAAGUUUAAACUCAACUUAACUUCAAUUCUGAAUCUAUUUUCAAUUGCUAAAUUAUGUAACGUUUGA
Molecule: messenger RNA, 1722 nt
Organism: Pistacia vera
Lineage: Eukaryota; Viridiplantae; Streptophyta; Magnoliopsida; Sapindales; Anacardiaceae
Product: cytochrome P450 CYP736A12-like
Exons: 3
Coding region: 119-1618 (499 amino acids)
Molecular function (GO): monooxygenase activity; heme binding; oxidoreductase activity, acting on paired donors, with incorporation or reduction of molecular oxygen
Source: RefSeq, a predicted model, not a curated record